Knipowitschia caucasica is the source of this 300-nucleotide messenger RNA. NCBI's taxonomy places the organism in Eukaryota, Metazoa, Chordata, Actinopteri, Gobiiformes, Gobiidae. The record is from the annotation of a GenBank genome assembly.
AUGUACGUGUUGAGUGCAAGUGCGUGUAAGUCAAAUCAUAAGACGAACGAGCGGCGUGGCCUGACACGUCUGUCCCAGGACGUGGCCGGGACCAGAGUGUCAGAGGGCUGGAGGGAGAGAGAGAGCGGGCCAUCAGGACACCUGCUGCUUUUGAGCGCACCGCCAGCCAAUCAGGGCAGAGCUGAAAGAAAGUCAGGAGACGCGGCUAUCUGCGUGACGCCACCCCGCGAGAGGAGCGCUGCGUCUGGCUGUGAGGUCGAGAUUUCUUCAGCUGUGGAGGCGACUGUCCCUGGCCCCUGA